UGCAAAGCCUGAUAACAAACUACCAAAGUCAGUUGUCUUCAACUAUGCAGAAAAUUUGUUUAUAUUAAGCUGUUAUACUUCAACUAUUUUCUGUUGAUAAUUUUGGCAUAUUCUUAACAUAUCCUCAUAUCCUAAGAGAUACAGGGAAUGGGGUGGGCUGCAAAUGUUCUUGGACUGCUUCUAUUGGUCAGUCCUUAUCCAGGAAAAUGUGGUCCUAUUGGUCAGCUAAAUUUAGAAGUUGAGGUCACCAACGAUAACAUUGAAAUGUCAUGGACAGUGAAUACAACAGUUCAAAACAUCUAUGGAUUCAAGACCAUACUCUACAAUGAUCACGAUCAGACGCUCUACACUUCAUCAGUUAUUCAAAGUCAAGAACGCAAAAUGACGAUAAGUAACGAGCUGAAAGGCACUGGCACCAUCUGCAUCCAACAGCUGCUUAACCACACUGAGGUUCUGCAGGAAGCUUGCAAAAAAGUCAAGGUCAGUGACCUUAAAAUGGUGAUAGGAAUCAUGGCUGGCGCCAUAUUUCUGUUUCCUUGCCUAAUGACUCUAGCAUAUAUCAUCUAUAAGGAUAAGAAUAUAGCUAAGAUAGACUAUGCACAGUUUGAGAGCCAUAUUGAACAAAGAGUUAUUACAGAGCGACCAAGUGACAGCAACAAAACUGUUCUUCAAGACACAAAGUCCUUUACGAGAAAUGUAGAUGUUGCUAACAGAGGGGAAACAAGGCAGGAAAAUGGGGCCAACAAGAAAACCAGAAAGGAAUCAGAUACAUUAGAAAUAACCGAUACCAAGGAACCAAACGAAUUAAAUAGAAAAGUUAUACUUUUUUCGGACAAAGCCAUACAAAGUGGGCAAGAAGAAAAUGUGCAAUGGUUAUCUAAAACUGAUUCAAACAGGAGCAGAGGUACCAAAAGGCCAAGUUCAUCAAAGACAAAUGUUACAAAUGACCAGAACAUCUUGCAGAAGAAAACAGAAAUAUAUGUUGUUAAACUAUAAGAUGAAAGGACCAUUUCAAAGUUAUAUGUUGUCCAUUAUAUAUUAUUAUAUUAUAUUAUAUUAAUAGAAAUAUAAUUAGACAUUCUUGAGUCUAACUCCCAUUAUUCAAAACUUCACUUUUAGUCUCAACUGCCUAAGACAAUUUCAAUAUACAUUUGUGUGGGAAGAAGGUUUGUGGUGGAGUUGUAUAUGCUUUUAACUUCCUUUAAUACAGCUUAUUAAAAAGAAAUGUCUGAAUGAUACAUUUACUUCAGAAUGAAUCAUAACAAUUACAAUCAGAAAAUUAUUUUUACCAUUCCUUUAGAUAGCAUCAAUUUAAAAUCAACUAAAAUGCAAUGUGUCAGGUUUAAUUUUCUUAUUAUAUCAUUUUUUUUUAUUAAUAAAAAAGUUUAAUGACA
Messenger RNA from Dreissena polymorpha, 1394 nucleotides. RefSeq lists its product as uncharacterized. NCBI's taxonomy places the organism in Eukaryota, Metazoa, Mollusca, Bivalvia, Myida, Dreissenidae. The transcript is spliced from 2 exons. Bases 148 to 996 code for a protein of 282 amino acids. The record is from RefSeq and is a predicted model, not a curated record.